Ylistrum balloti is the source of this 2004-nucleotide messenger RNA. Its product is annotated as COMM domain-containing protein 2-like. The transcript has 5 exons. Bases 35 to 634 code for a protein of 199 amino acids. Lineage: Eukaryota; Metazoa; Mollusca; Bivalvia; Pectinida; Pectinidae. The record is from RefSeq and is a predicted model, not a curated record.
UAGCAGACGGAAACGUCCGGAUUUAAAGGGGGAAAUGUUGCUUAUAUUCGAUGACAACCACAAAGAACAUCUGUCUUUUUUAACAGAUACAGCGACAGAUGUUGUACGUGAAUUUUGCAAGAUUAGUAUGGAGUUUAUACGGAAAGGUUCCAACCGUAAAAUCUACCAAGGAGCUGCUCAAAAACUCAAAGUUGAUGUAGAAACAGUACAACAUGGAGUGGAGGGGCUGAUGUACCUGUUAACAGAAAGUUCCAAACUAAUGUUGAAUGAGAUAGAUUUUCAGGACUCUAUUUUAACUUUGGGAUUCUCUGAAGACAUGAGACAGACACUACUGGAGCUAUACUUACAAAACCGACGAGAGAUCCGUGCCAUCAUGUCAGAAAUGGCAAUGGACUUACCUCACUACCAGAACCUUGAAUGGCGGUUUGAUGUACAGCUUGCGAGCCGCUCUCUGCGACGACAGACUACACCUUUAGUAACAUUCAAACUUCACAUCGACGAUGCAGGUGAACGGGAAACAAAAGUGUUACAGACAGACCCAGUUAACCUGGUCCAUCUCACUAAAGUAUUAGACGAGGCUCUACAGGAGAUGAAAUCACCGUACUGUCGCAGAAUCGCACGAAACAUCAAGUGAUCAUCUCAUUUACAUGACAUUAAUUACUUCUUGUGGUUGCAAUGUAUGAAAAUAAGGAGAGACGAUUUGGUUAUGAGGAGAAUGAAAUGAGAAGAAUGAUAAACCUGAUUGGAGAUGUACAAUGUGUAGAGAAUAGCUGUUUUAUCUUGUGGUACAGUGUGGAUUUGCGACAGUCAGUUUUAGAAUAUUGAGAGUUUCUGAAGGUUCAUAAACUGAUACUGAAGUAUGACUUAAAUGGGAGAACUACAGUUGAAAACUUGUUAUUACACAAGUUUAGGUGAGAUGGCACAAGGCACAGGGACUUCGCACAAAUUCCCAACUCACAUAUAUGUAUUAAUUAUAGCGACACUAUAAUACUUGGGUGGAAAUGUCACCUAUGGCAUGUAGUACUAGGAUUUCAAUUUUAUGUUGUAUCUCCCGCCACUGCUCCAUGACUUUCUAUAGUUACAGUAUAACUUGGUUUACACAAACUUGUGAUCAUGUAUAUUCCAUGUAGGAAUUACUUCCUACUCAAGUAUAAUAUUAUUAUAUUAUUCUUUAAUUAAGAUUUUAAUUGUCUGUCAUUGGAAAUGAGGUCUUAGAUGAUUCAGCAUGUGAUAUUAAAUAUCACAAACUUGAGGCUAACUGCAGGUUUUGUUUUUCCUAUCUUUACAUUAUUUCAGAGGUAGGCUCUGUCUCUGAUACUUUUCAUACUCAAACUACAAGGAAAAAAAUAUUCCAAUUAAGGUUUAUGAAAGUAAGAACCAGUUUGAGUAAGCGACACAUUAUUUUCAGUCUCUUAUUAUUGAUAUCACUUCACUGUUUAUAUGUGAUAUUUAUUAUACACAGUUAUCAGAGAUGUUGGACACAUAGAGUUUCACAGCACCAGUGGAUAUAAGAAUGCUAUACCGGUAUAUUAAAGAAUAAAAGAACUUUUUAAAGGUAUAAGUUUGUACAGUGUACAAAACAUUUUUACCUUUAAUGGUAAGUUUUCCUGUACAGAUUGUGUCGUGAUAACAACACAAUCUGUUCACUCUCAAAAGAACCUCAGAAACAUCUUUACUCAACAGAAUUCUACUGAAACCUGUGACAGUGUAAAAGAGUUUUUUUACGGAUGGUUUUGGGAUGAAAUAGAAAUUGUAUAUUUACAUACUGGUAAAUGUGAUUAUUCAUAGUAAUUCAAAAGUUAGUGAGGAUCAUUUAUUGUGUUAUAAAUGACUGAAAAGGGUAUGUAUGAUGUUUGUUAAAGCUGUUUCAACAGAGAUCAAAAGUUUUGGAGAAAAAGAUUGUCACUUGAAUGUAAGUGCUGCAUGUUGUUAUCAUUUGUACAGAUAUGUUUAUGAAUGAAAAUGAAAAAAAAUAAUGAUAAUAAACAUCAUUUAGAAAUAAAA